CUGCGCUGUUUUUACCAUUUUCAUUUAUCCCAUCUGCCGAGUCACCGAGUCCUGCUCUGGAUUAGAGUGGUUAUUCACCAGAACAUUCUGCCGCUGGUUGCCAUGGACACCUCCCAGGCUGCUUCCCUCAUCACCUCUUCAUUCUCAGCAACACUGGCUGCGAGGGUGGGUACCACUGCCCCUUCUCCAGGACCCAAGGGGCAUCAAAACUCCUCCAGACAGGGAGGGGCUCCGAUGACGCAGAAACAAGAGCAGAAUCUCUUGUCCCAGCUGAAAAAUCAAGAACAGCCUGGAGCUGGUUACAUCCAUCCAAACGUGGUCGAGGCAGGAAUUUACCAAAUAAGUCAACAAGCACACCAUUUGGUUUUCCGACAAGAUGCGGCGACUGUGUGUGUAUGUGCUGAUCUUUGCGCUGGCUCUGGCCGCCUUCUCCGAAGCUUCUUGGAAGCCCUGCUCCCAGCUGCAGGACGCACCCUCAGGUCCAGGGGCCAAUAAGGGCCUGGACCCGCAUUGGCCAGACCAGCUGGACAGGCUGGGCCCAGCCUCUCAUCACCGAAGGCAGCUGGGGCUCCAGGGUUCCCCACACUUGGUAGCAGACCUGUCCAAGAAGCAAGGGCCAUGGCUGGAAAAAGAAGAAGCAGCCUACGGAUGGAUGGACUUUGGCCGCCGCAGCGCUGAGGAAGGGGAUCAAAGUCCUUAGAAAAAGCUUGGGAGCCCAGCCGGCUCCCACCCAGCCCAGCCCUGCCCUGUGAAAAACCAACCAAAAUAAACUAGCUUCGGAUGGAUG
This is a messenger RNA of Equus caballus (horse), 787 nucleotides long. RefSeq names its product gastrin (gene GAST). Gene Ontology annotation, molecular function: hormone activity. Gene Ontology annotation, cellular component: extracellular region. Gene Ontology annotation, biological process: response to food; G protein-coupled receptor signaling pathway. NCBI's taxonomy places the organism in Eukaryota, Metazoa, Chordata, Mammalia, Perissodactyla, Equidae. The record is from RefSeq and is a predicted model, not a curated record.